Anthostomella pinea is the source of this 354-nucleotide messenger RNA. NCBI's taxonomy places the organism in Eukaryota, Fungi, Ascomycota, Sordariomycetes, Xylariales, Xylariaceae. The record is from the annotation of a GenBank genome assembly.
AUGGCAUUGCCCUUUGUAUUGCCGUCUCGAAAGGGCGAUGCGUGGUUUUUCACCGGCCUCACCUCGUCAUUCCCGAAUAUCACCGAGUCCGGCAGCGGCAGCCUCUACGAGCCUCAAGAAUGUGACCAAGUAGAUGCUACGCCCGGUUGCAAAGUGUUCCACGUCUCUGCCAGCGACAGCUCGCAGGCACGGCAGAUCGAAGGCGACGACAUGAUAUCCCACGACGGGGCGGCGUUGCAGGAUCAGGUGCUCGUGUUCCAGUACAGGGGCAAGUUCCAUGCCGUUGACAACGUAAGCACUCAAGAACAUUUGCCCGAACUGUUGAAAGGCCGCGAUGACCAACCAGCAGAUUAG